This is a messenger RNA of Phascolarctos cinereus (koala), 2230 nucleotides long. It is a transcript of the gene HNRNPC, whose product is annotated as heterogeneous nuclear ribonucleoprotein C. Gene Ontology annotation, molecular function: RNA binding. The record is from RefSeq and is a predicted model, not a curated record. NCBI's taxonomy places the organism in Eukaryota, Metazoa, Chordata, Mammalia, Diprotodontia, Phascolarctidae. Gene Ontology annotation, cellular component: nucleus.
CUUAUGAUGGUGGUGAUGAUGAUGAUGAUAAUGGCACUGCUGAUUUUUAACCAGAUUAAAUCGAGUUUUUCUGAAUGUUCCUGAGCAUUUCUCCUAUCUCCUGAUUGACUUGGGAGUUUUGCAAUCUUGGAGAGAGCUGAGGCAUUAGCAUUUUUAAGUGGAUUGAUCCCAUAAACCUUUUCUCUCCCAACCCCACCCUCACCCCCAUCCCCUUCCCCACACUCAAAGAAUUUGACUGGCUGCUUAAGUCUGUGACCUAAUUUUUCCUGAUCUAUAACUUAACUGUUUUAGAGCAUCUCUGGACGUCUGUAUUUUUAAUUUUUUUUAUUUUUAUUUUUUAUUUUUAAUCUUUCAUUUGUUACAUUUUUAAACUGUGCUGCAAUAAAAUGUGUGUGGUACUACUGAUCACCUAUGUUGGUGAUGGCAUUUUCCCAGAAAGCCAUCUUCUUCCUAUGCCCCUUGAAAUCCCUUCCUGCUCUUCAUGUACACAACCCCUCACAAACUACAAGCUGCAACACCAUGGAUGCCCAGUCUGGAGCAGCAGCAGCCAGGAUCACCUGGAGCCAAAAGGGUUCUUCGGAACAGAUGCAAACCCAUCCUGGGUGAUGGUAAGAGCUUGUUUGUGGCUGUUUGACCCUUGCCAUCAAACACCAUGGCCAGCAAUGUCACCAACAAGACUGACCCCCGUUCCAUGAACUCCCGUGUCUUCAUUGGGAAUCUCAACACUCUGGUUGUUAAGAAGACUGAUGUUGAGGCCAUCUUCUCGAAGUAUGGCAAAAUCGUGGGCUGCUCUGUUCAUAAGGGUUUUGCCUUUGUCCAGUAUGUUAAUGAGCGAAACGCCCGUGCUGCUGUGGCAGGAGAGGAUGGCAGAAUGAUUGCUGGCCAGGUACUAGAUAUUAAUCUGGCUGCAGAGCCAAAAGUGAACCGAGGAAAAGCAGGUGUGAAGCGUUCUGCAGCGGAGAUGUACGGGUCAGUACCAGAACACCCUUCUCCGUCCCCUCUACUCAGCUCUUCCUUUGACCUGGAUUAUGAUUUUCAACGAGAUUAUUAUGACAGGAUGUACAGCUACCCAGCACGUGUACCACCUCCUCCUCCCAUUGCUCGUGCAGUGGUGCCCUCCAAACGUCAGCGUGUGUCGGGAAACACUUCCCGCAGAGGCAAAAGUGGCUUUAAUUCGAAGAGUGGGCAGCGGGGCUCUUCAUCCAAAUCCGGCAAAUUGAAAGGUGAUGAUCUUCAGACAAUUAAGAAGGAGUUGACCCAGAUAAAACAGAAAGUGGAUUCUUUAUUGGAGAGCCUGGAAAAAAUUGAGAAAGAACAAAGCAAACAAACAGUAGAGAUGAAGAAUGAUAAGUCAGAAGAGGAGCAGAGCAGCAGCUCCCUGAAGAAAGAUGAGACUAAUGUGAAGAUGGAGUCUGAGGGGGGUGCAGAUGACUCUGCUGAGGAGGGGGACCUACUGGAUGAUGAUGAUAAUGAAGAUCGGGGGGAUGACCAGCUGGAGUUGAUCAAGGAUGAUGAAAAAGAAGCUGAAGAAGGAGAGGAUGACAGAGACAGCGCCAAUGGCGAGGACGACUCUUAAGCACACGUUGGGGUCUUAGAACUCUUGUCCCAUUAUUUCUUUACCUAGGCGCUUGUCUUUGAUCAAACUUUUCACCAGAUCCUCUCCCUUGGUAUUUUCCAGCACAUGUUCACUGUUGUACCCAACUUUAUCCUUCCCAUGUUCUGCCCUGCGCCUAGUCCCUCUGCCACCUCUUUCAAUUCUCCUAGUAGUUAUAUUAAGUCUCCUGUAAUUUUGCUCUUUUAAUUUUGAUACCUCUUUAAGACUUAACAAUAAAAAGGAUGUAUGGUUUUUAUCAGCUGUCUCCAAAGGAAUCUCUUGUUGUGCAGGGAGUUAAGCACAGUUCUCUGUUCAAUUCAAACAUGAGACUUGUAGCUUCUUCCAAAAGUGAAAAGGCAAUCUCAUUUAACUCAGUUACCUGUACCUGAGAACUUUUGAGUGUCUUCUCCUCUACCUAGGAUUACAGUGUGGGGCUACAAAAAUGUAACUUUUUGUCAAUGACAGUUGUCAGUAGAAAUACAUAAAGAGGUACAUUCAGAAGAGGAAUUAGUGUGUGCUUAUAUUUUUUUUUAAAACAGACUUUGUUUUCUAAAGUUGAUAUUGUGGGUUAUUCAUGUGAAACAGCCUGAUGUUUGGAACUUUUUUCUCAAAAUAAAAAAUAUAUUAAACCAGGAA